Molecule: messenger RNA, 4176 nt
Organism: Candidozyma pseudohaemuli
Lineage: Eukaryota; Fungi; Ascomycota; Pichiomycetes; Serinales; Metschnikowiaceae
Product: acetyl-CoA hydrolase
Exons: 3
Coding region: 1-4176 (1391 amino acids)
Biological process (GO): acetate metabolic process; protein folding; response to heat
Cellular component (GO): mitochondrion
Molecular function (GO): acetate CoA-transferase activity; ATP binding; heat shock protein binding
Source: RefSeq, a predicted model, not a curated record
AUGUUACUGACGAAUGAAACUAGAAAUACCUAUAAGUUACAAAUCGAAGCCAAUGUCAUAGCAGAAAGAUUAAGAAAAAUCGUCGAAAGCAAGCUUGCUAUUGAAAACUCAACAAACACACAUCCCGACUGCUUAGUUCCCAUUGGCUCGUCACACUUCAUCAAAGCAAGUAAGUCCGAUUCUCUACGAAUGCUCGAGAACUUCCAACGGAGACUAGUGAAGAAGUUAGCUCAUCACCAGCAUUAUGCAGAAUUGAAAACAAGCUCUGAUAUCCCUGCUGAUGCCGCUCAUCACGACACCGAGGCACAUGCAGUUGAGAUAUUGGAGGAGCUUGAUGAUAAUGGUGACAUCAUACGUGCAACUUUGAAUGGCAAGAGCAUCGAAGAGCUCCACGAUUCCCGUCCUUCAAGUCUUAAUGCCCACUCUCUCCGAGAUUCACAAACAAGCAGACAGAUAAAACGUGAAAGGAACGGAGGAAAGGACUCAACCCAUAUUCCAGGCCAAUUUGACUCCAGUAAUUCCAAUAUUAUAGAGUUUGAGGUGCUAGCGCAAGAACUAUCUGAUAACCAAGCCAAUGAGGGUGAUGCAGACGCUUCCGAUUACGACGAAUAUAUUCUAAAUGGGCCUAAGGAUCUAGAGGAAGAGUCCAAUGUUUCUGACGACAAUGACAGUGAUGAUUCGUACGCGGACAACGUGCUCUUUGGGAAUGGAAUGUCCCUAAUUCCAGCUCACGGCUCAAUCGAAAAAAGACUAAAGGAGGAGCUCCGAAAGCUUGGUCUGGCUAAAAAGACAAGCUCGCCAAAAGGUGAAAAAACAGUGAGGUUUGAUGAUACCCUCCAUAUCAAAACAAUAGCAGAGGAAGUUGAUGAAAACCGCGGUAAAAUACUGAGAUUCAGGAGGGAGAACUCGGGGCGUUCAAGCGAUGACGCUCACAGGUUCUCAAAUCCUGAUAGUGUGGUGAAGGAAGAAAUAGUGGAAAGGCCAACUGAGAGACCAUUUCUCAAAGAUCAGAUUGAGAUGUACGAUAGUGCUUUGACGCACGAGAAUCAAUCAUUCCUAGCGAACAAUACUGAAAAUGAGAUGUUAAAGCUUGUGCAAGGAUAUUACAAUGCUCUUUAUAACACAGAAGAGUGUCCCUCGGGUCCAAUUAUCGAUAACGUGACCGAUCUCUGUUCUCUUGAGGGCAGCGAAUUGGGGGACAAAAUGCUGGACUCAAACUCCGAGACGGAAAAUGUCGCUCGCAAGUCAGAUAUCGCUCAAGGGUCAACGAAGGUGAUAGAAGACAAGGUGAUCGAAAGACUGGAUACCGUUCUGGGUGACCCUGAAAGCUUUUUUACAUCGGAGAUUGAGAAUGACUAUAUGUUGUUGAAAAAGAGGAUGGCGUUGAAGGAGCGAUCGACCGACGAGUCCGAAUUGCGUAAACCGGAGGAAUGCAUCGAAUUGUUCAAGCACGGCCAAUACUUGGGUUGGUCUGGUUUUACUGGAGUGGGUGCGCCGAAGGUGAUACCUGCGGCGUUAGUGAACCAUGUUGAGAAGAAUAGUUUGCAAGGAAAGCUUGCUUUCAAUCUUUUUGUUGGCGCGUCCGCUGGCCCUGAAGAGUCUAGAUGGGCAGAUAAUUCCAUGAUUUUACGCAGAUCCCCUCAUCAAGUAGGGAAACCAAUUGCAAAGGCGAUCAAUGAAGGCAGAACCAAGUUCUUUGAUAAGCACUUGUCGAUGUUUCCUCAAGAUUUAACCUACGGGUUCUAUACGAAGGAGAAGAGCAAUGAUCUUCUUGACUUCACUAUAAUCGAAGCAACUGCCAUCAAGGAGGAUGGCUCUAUUGUACCCGGUCCCGCGGUUGGUGCCUCCCCAGAGAUGUUGUCUGUGUCCGACAAGAUCAUAAUUGAAGUGAAUACAAAGACUCCGUCUUUCGAGGGAAUUCAUGAUAUAGAUUUGCCAUUGAACCCACCCUUCAGGCCACCUUACCCUCACGUUACCGCUGACUACAGAGUGGGUCGCACUUCUAUUCCAGUUGACCCCUCUAGAGUCGUUGCCAUUGUGGAGUCGACUACGAGAGACAAAGUCCCACCAAACACCCCCUCGGACGCUUCUUCACAACAGAUCGGAGCUCACCUUAUUGAGUUUUUUGAGCACGAAGUGAAAAUGGGGAGGCUUCCAAAAAACCUUUUACCAUUACAAUCUGGUAUCGGAAACAUUGCAAACGCUGUCGUGGAAGGAUUGGCAGAGUCCAAUUUCAAGAACCUCUCUGUCUGGACAGAAGUUUUGCAAGAUUCAUUUUUAGAUUUUUUCGCGUCCGGAAGCUUAGAUUUUGCAACCGCAACCUCUAUUCGCUUGACUGAGGCAGGAUUCGAGAGAUUUGACAAACAUUGGGAUGAGUUCUCAAAGAAAUUAUGUUUGAGGUCACAAGUGGUUUCCAACUCGCCCGAAAUCAUCAGGCGACUCGGAGUCAUCGCCAUGAAUACACCAGUGGAAGUGGAUAUGUAUGCACACGCGAACUCUACAAAUGUGAUGGGAUCAAGAAUGCUUAAUGGUCUCGGAGGUUCUGCCGACUUUUUGAGAAAUGCUAAACUUUCGAUCAUGCAUACCCCGUCCGCAAGACCGUCGAAGACAGAUUCUACCGGAGUCUCAUGCAUUGUUCCAUUUGCUACUCAUGUUGAUCAGACGGAGCAUGAUCUCGAUGUGAUUGUGACGGAACAAGGUCUAGCCGACCUUAGAGGUAUGUGCCCUAGGGAAAGGGCAGUGGAAAUUAUCGAAAAGUGCUCUCAUCCUGACUAUAAAGACCAGCUCAGAGACUAUUUCGAUAGGGCAUGUUUCUAUGCCGAGAAGGCCAAAUGUUUGCACGAGCCACACAUUUUACAAAAUGCAUUCAAGAUGCAUUUGAAUUUGCAAGCAAAUGGGGUAGAGAAGUCUGCAAGCUCAUCUGAUAUCAAGAAAGCCUAUUAUCAACUUGUGAAAAAGUAUCAUCCCGAUGUGAACAAAGAUAAAGAUUCAGAAAAGCGGUUUCACAAGAUCCAAGAGUCUUACGAGCUCCUCAGCAAUAAGGAAAAGCGUUCACAAUAUGAUCAAUUCGGUGCAGCUGGGUUUGAUGCAAAUGGUAAUGCCAAUCCUUUCGGGGGUAAUCCUUUUGCAUCACAUUCGGGUAACCCAUUUGGUGGUGGGCAAGGUAAUCCGUUUGGGGGAAUGGGUUUUGAUUUCGAAGAUCUCUUCAAGCAAGCAUUUACCGGCAGUGGAAAUGCUCGAGGCUCCGGUGGUCAAAGCCCUUUUGUAACGAGGCAUGUUGGCGACAACAUUGAAGUCCUUAAGUCAAUUUCGUUUCGAGAAUCUAUUUUCGGGACUAAAAUCAACUUGAAUUAUAAAGCAGUUGAUUCUUGUGUCAGCUGCUCAGGCUCAGGACUCAAAACGGGCAAGAAGAAAACGACUUGUACCAGCUGCCAUGGCACAGGUCAAACGACCCACAUAAUAGGUGGAUUUCAUAUGGCAUCUACAUGCUCAAAAUGCGCCGGCUCUGGAGUUGUAAUCAAUAAAGCAGAUGAGUGUUCGAGCUGCAAUGGCGCAGGUGUGAAAGAGGUUCCGAAAUCGAAACUGGUGGAUUUGCCAUGUGGUAUAGCAGAUGGUUCUCGAUUACGGAUCCCAGGUGGCGGUGACGCCCCAUUCGCAUCCAAAGAUCCCUACAGCCAAAUCGUUCAUGGCGAUCUCAUAGUUCGCGUACAUGUUAAGAGAGACCCCGUUUUCGCCAGAGAAAAUAACGACAUCACAAUAACGCGUGAAAUUCCAAUGACCACAGCUGCCUUAGGAGGAGAGAUUAUCGUACCCACAAUCGAUGGUCAAAAUGUAAAAUUAAAAGUCAGAUCAGGCGUGCAAUCAGGAAGAAAGCUUACCGUCCCACAAAAAGGUGUUCCAAUUAACAGAAACAUGGAAAAUAGAGGAGAUAUGGUGAUCAAUCUCAAUGUCAAAACACCUGUACCGACAACACCAUUGCAAAAAGCCUUGCUCGAAGCUUUGGCGGACUCUUUCGCAGAGAAGACCGCUGAGAGCGCGACGCCAGAGAGUUCUCAUGACCAACCUAACUUCGGUGCACUGAAAGAAUCUACAGACGAGUUAGCUCACACAUCUAAAUUGGAAAGCAUUAAGAAUAUCCUAGGGAAGUUCUUCAACUUUAAGGACGAGAAGCCUUAG